AAAAAUAGAAAGAGAGGGGGAGAAAGAAAAAAACUUUAUUUCUAAUUAUUAUUGUUAUCUAACACUACGCGACAUUAAAUAUGGUAUAUGUGGAGUAGUGUUUACGAAAGAAACUUCAAAUGCGUAUUAUAUCAAUGUGUGUUUGUGUUAAGACGAUAAAAGAAAACGCCCUGUAUUUGUCUACAAGAGUAUAAGAGUAAAAAUUAAGUAUAGUCUCUGGUACAACCAAGUGUUGAUUAUUUAUCUACGUGUAAUAAGAAAAAAGUUUAUAAAUGAUUUAACCUUUCGUAUGAUAAUGAAUAUCGGAAACCUACCGCUUGAGGUUAUGUUAACUACAAUUAUUCCAAUUAUAUUUUGAAAAGCAAAAUCAUAUAUUUUCAUUGGUUACGCAGUUUAUAUAAAAAUCACUCUGGUAUGUUGUGCCAAUCCUAAAUAACACGGUAUUUGGUCCAAUUCAUUCCUGAUAAUGGCUGAUGAAGUAGAGGCACUUCGCCUUAAUAAUGAAGAAAUUGAAUAUAUGGAAGCGGAGCUCGAUGGGGACGACGAUGAUGGUUCCGACGGUGUGGUAGUUCCAGAACUUCAGGGUACAUUAUCCAAGUGGACUAAUUAUAUACACGGCUGGCAAACUAGAUUUAUUGUUCUCAAGAAUGGUACUUUGUCUUAUUACAAAUCUGAACAGGAUAGUGGAUUUGGUUGCCGUGGUUCAAUAAGCCUAUAUAAAGCUAAUAUCAAGGCACAUGAAUUUGAUGAAUGUAGAUUUGACGUGUCUGUUAACGAUUGCUUAGUAUGGUAUUUGAGAGCAAGCAAUCCUGAAGAAAAGCAAAGAUGGGUAGAUGUUUUAAAAUCAUAUAAGUCAGAAUCAGGGUAUGGAAGUGAAAAUAGUCUUAAACGUCAUGGUAGUGCCAUUUCUCUAGUAUCGAACACACAGUCCACUACAAGUGCUGGUAGUUUUACUAAGCGUGGUAUUAGAGGUUUGAAAGAAAAAUUAGCAGAAAUAGAAACUUUCAGAGAUAUUCUAAUAAAACAAAUUGAUACAUUACAAAAAUAUUUUGAUAAUUGUGCAGAAAAUGCUAAAAAUGCUUCUUCAAAAGAAAAUAAGAUUGAAAAAAAAUUUAAUCCGGCUGAACAGUCAGUGGAUUUUAAAGGCGAAGCAAUUACAUUUAAAGCAACAAGCGAAGGAGUAUUGGCGACAUUGCAACAUUGCAUUGAGUUAAUGAUACAACGUGAAGAUGCAUGGCGUCGUAGAUGGGAUAAAGAGGUUGAAAAAAAACGAAAAUUACAAGAAUUGUACAAAACCUUAAAAGACCAAAUUACCAUGCAUCAAAGCGACUCUCCAAGACCUCGAGUUCUCAUUCAUGGAGGUCCUGAUUAUGAGGAAGGCCCACACAGUGCGCUUUGCGACGAAGAAUUUUAUGAUGCAGUAGAAACUGGUUUAGAUAAAAUUGAUGAAGAAAAUCAAUUAAGAGAUCGUUUGAAACAAAAAUCUGUCACCAUUUUAACUACGCCUACUACGUCAGCAGUUAAGCAUAGGCUUUGGCCUGAGAUAGAGAAAAUAACAAUGCAACAGUUACACUAUGCUAGACUUGGUGUAGGAGGUGCAGGAGGAUGGCAAUUAUUUGCUGAAGACGGUGAUAUGCGAAUGUAUAGACGAGAGGAGGAAGCUGAUGGUUUGGUAGUAGAUCCACUUAAAGCUUGUCACGUCGUAAAAGGUGUGACUGGACACGAGGUUUGCGAAAUAUUUUUCGGCCCCGAAUAUAGAAGUGAAUGGGAAGCUACGCUCGAAGAUAUGACUGUAGUAGAAAAUAUCUCCAAGGAUACUUUGGUAUUUCUACAAACGCAUAAACGAAUUUGGCCUGCGACUCAACGAGAUGCCCUUUUCUGGUCUCACAUACGUAGAGUAAAAGAUGAUCAAGAUCCAGAUUCACAAGAUUUAUGGAUAGUAUGCAACCACAGUACAGAACAUUCUGAUUAUCCGACAAAUGUCGGUAAAUGCGUAAGAGUUUACUUGACAGUGUGUCUUGUAUGUCAAACAUUCAUUGACCCUCCGAAAGAUGAAGAAGAAAUAAAACGGGAUAACAUAACUUGCAAAAUAACAUACUGUUCUGUCGUAAAUCCUGGUGGAUGGGCACCAGCAUCUGUUUUACGUGCGAUUUACAAGAGAGAAUAUCCAAAGUUCCUUAAACGUUUCACCAAUUUUUGUAUCGAACAAUGCAAAAAUAAGCCAAUUACAUUCUGAACGUGAUUUAUAGGAUUUAAAACAAAUUUUCUAUACAAUUCCAUCUUUACACUUCAUUCAAAGUGUCUUGGUAAGGUUAUUCUAUAAAAUCUGCAAAUCUCUUCUAAUUGCAGACAUUUGUGAAACACUUUUGGAUUAUAUUAUAAAGUGUUUUAUAUACUAUUUUUUUUAUUUGCUUAAAAUAUAAUGUAUAUAUAU
Polistes dominula (European paper wasp) is the source of this 2434-nucleotide messenger RNA. It is a transcript of the gene cert, whose product is annotated as ceramide transfer protein. Lineage: Eukaryota; Metazoa; Arthropoda; Insecta; Hymenoptera; Vespidae. Gene Ontology annotation, molecular function: lipid binding. Gene Ontology annotation, biological process: ER to Golgi ceramide transport. The record is from RefSeq and is a predicted model, not a curated record.